CGAGGUCAGCGCACCGACCAAUCAGAGACAGCUCGGUGCCUCUUACAGGAAGUAAACGCACAAACUACAGAGGAGAAAGCAAGCCCUAACUACAAGUCGAGUACAAUAAUGUCUUUAACGGUUUUGACGUCUGCGUACAGACUGAGGCCCCUUUGCAGACUGCAGCGAAUCCAGGGCCACAUGAUGUCAAGUCAGGUGGAACCAGAGGUUCUUCUGGAGAAAGCAGGCUGUGCAGGUGUGAUCACCAUAAACAGACCCAAAGUCCUGAAUGCCCUCAACCUGACCAUGAUCCGACAGAUCUGCCCUCAGCUUAAGAAAUGGGAAAAUGACAAAGAGAUCGGCAUCGUGAUUAUCAAAGGAGCAGGCGGGAAAGCCUUUUGUGCAGGUGGAGACAUCAGAGCGGUCACAGAAGCAGGGAAGGUUGGAGACUCUCUGGCGGAGGACUUUUUCCGUGAGGAAUACAUUCUCAACAACGCUAUCGGAUCAUGCAGGAAACCAUAUGUCGCCCUUAUUGAUGGAAUAACAAUGGGAGGAGGCGUAGGUCUGUCGGUUCACGGACGGUUUCGAGUGGCCACUGAGAAGACGCUGUUCGCCAUGCCGGAGACGGCCAUCGGGCUUUUCCCUGACGUGGGAGGUGGCUAUUUUCUGCCGAGGCUCCGGGGGAAGUUGGGACUGUUUCUGGCCUUGACGGGCUUCCGUCUCAAGGGACGCGACGUGCAGAGAUCAGGAGUUGCCACUCACUUUGUAGAGUCCAAGAAGAUCUCAGAGCUGGAGAAGGCCCUGGUGGACCUGAAGUGUCCCUCUGCUGAGGACGUCUCCAGAGUGCUGGAAUCCUACCAGAACCAGAGCAGCCUGGACUCCGAGAAGCCUUUUGUCUUGGAAAAGCACAUGUCUGAUAUUGACAGGCUCUUCAGCUCCAGCAGCGUGGAGGGCAUCAUGCACAACCUGAAGGCCGACGGCUCCGAGUUCGCUGACAAACAAGCUGAGGCGCUGUCCAGGAUGUCUCCCACCUCCCUGAAAAUCACCUUCAAGCAGCAACAGGCGGGCGCAGCUCUGAGCCUGCCAGACGUGUUGGUGAUGGAGUAUCGACUGAGCCAGGCCUGCAUGAGGGGCUGCGACUUCUAUGAGGGCGUGAGAGCCGUGCUGGUGGACAAAGACCAGAGUCCCAAGUGGAACCCGUCCACCCUGGAGGAGGUGUCCGAGCAGUUCGUGGAGCAGUGCUUCGCCUCGCUGGGAGAGAAAGACCUGAAACUCUGAGGUCUGUCAGCUGGCAGCUGCUUCCCUCCUUCGCUUCAAACACACACCACAAAGCCUUCGCCAAGCCUCCCGUGCCCACAUCCCUUUAUGGUAUGUGAGAGGACUGUAGAGCUUUAAUGACAGGUACUUGCAUAGAUCUUACAGUUCAUAGUUUGACUCUAAAUGCUGCGGUGACGUCUCGCGGGAAACAUCCAGGCUGCUCCUGUGCAGCCGAGGAAAAGAAUCUGAUUCAUGUUCAAAAUCGAAACUAGUAACAGAAGAAGUAGCUAACAGGCGCCCCGUGUGUCACAUGGGAAAAAUGUUCAGUGUAAACUUGCUUUGCAGUGAAGAGUCUUUUUUUCUCUUCUUCUGCUGCAAAUCCAAGGAAUCUGGCACACAGCAGCGUUAACACGAGGACAUGGGAGGAGAACAUGAUCUCGCCACUGAGUGCUUUAUUACAUUUCCUGUGGAUGUGUGUCGAUGUGACAUUGAUCAGCAUCAUCUGUUUUCCUGUUGAGUGCGGCCACUUGUUGGAACUCACAUAAUGUAUCGUGUCCAUUUCUGCAGUUCUUGUCUUUUCCCAGUUAUUUUGUGUUUAGUGACGUCUGUACGCCGGAUAAAAUCAGUGUUCUGGCUGAUCCGAGCAACACUCCCGGGACAAAUCGGAAUACAUUAGCAUGACUGUUACUUUGCAUUUAAGUAAACAAAUAGCAGUUUCAGCAGUUUGAAAUGUGUGUAGUUUUUCAGGAGGAAUCAAAUCACCUCCCCAAAUCAAUAGCUGCAUUAUUUAUGAGACAACCAGUCAGAUUAGCCAGCCGUGUUGGCUCAGAGAGCAAUAAAGAGAGUCGAUAACCGAAAAUGUUGUGUGUUCUUGGUGGGUGAAGAAACGUUUAUGACCUGCCUAUAAAGUCUCCUUGUGAAACAGAGA
This is a messenger RNA of Scatophagus argus, 2164 nucleotides long. RefSeq names its product 3-hydroxyisobutyryl-CoA hydrolase (gene hibch). Gene Ontology annotation, biological process: L-valine catabolic process. Gene Ontology annotation, molecular function: 3-hydroxyisobutyryl-CoA hydrolase activity. The record is from RefSeq and is a predicted model, not a curated record. The transcript is spliced from 14 exons. Lineage: Eukaryota; Metazoa; Chordata; Actinopteri; Scatophagidae. Bases 109 to 1257 code for a protein of 382 amino acids. Gene Ontology annotation, cellular component: mitochondrion.